Messenger RNA from Leptidea sinapis, 4681 nucleotides. Its product is annotated as glutamine--fructose-6-phosphate aminotransferase [isomerizing] 1-like. Bases 248 to 2272 code for a protein of 674 amino acids. The record is from RefSeq and is a predicted model, not a curated record. NCBI's taxonomy places the organism in Eukaryota, Metazoa, Arthropoda, Insecta, Lepidoptera, Pieridae. The transcript has a single exon. Gene Ontology annotation, biological process: protein N-linked glycosylation; carbohydrate derivative biosynthetic process; UDP-N-acetylglucosamine metabolic process. Gene Ontology annotation, molecular function: carbohydrate derivative binding; L-glutamine:D-fructose-6-phosphate transaminase (isomerizing) activity.
UGUGAGGUUUGUUUUUUUCUAUUUGGUUUGUUGAUUUAAUUAUUUUAUUUACCAUACCGAAUACCAAUAUGAGCCUAUGAUAACGAAAUACGGUGACGUGUGUGCUUUGCCGUAAGUGAAAGUAAAUGAUUAGUGGUAGGAGUUGUAAGCGAAGGCCUUCGAUAUUGCUUGUGUAUUUUGUCAAUCACAGUCUCUCGUCGGUCGCGGUUUAGUACACUCGAGUAAUCGGUAACGUUCUUCAUCUACAAUGUGUGGAAUAUUCGCAUAUAUUAAUCAUCUUACGCCUAAGACCCGGCGAGAAAUAUUGGAAUUAUUAGUGAACGGUUUGAAGCGUUUAGAGUACCGUGGUUAUGACUCGGCUGGUGUUGCGGUGGACGCUGCUGACUUAAAAGACAUUGCUGUUGUGAAACGAAGUGGUAAAGUUGCCGCUCUAGAAGAGCUACUUCAAGAACGCAGUGAGGAGCUUGCUGUUGACGAGAGUGUGGAGUCGCAUUGUGGUAUCGCUCACACCAGGUGGGCGACCCAUGGUGAGCCGAGUGCAGUUAACUCUCAUCCACAACGUUCAGGCGAAGACAAUUCAUUUGUCGUCAUUCACAAUGGCAUCAUCACCAAUUAUAAGGAAGUUAAAACAUUCCUUGAGAACAAGGGAUACACAUUUGAAUCCCAAACUGACACAGAAGCUAUUGCCAAGUUAAUUCAUCACAUUUACAGCCAACAUAAGGAAUAUAACUUUCAAGAACUUGCUGAACAGGUAAUCCAACAAUUGGAAGGUGCUUUUGCUCUUUGCUUUAAGUCUCGCUAUUUUCCUAAUGAAUGUGUGGCAACAAGGAGAGGUAGUCCCUUGCUUGUGGGAAUAAAAACAAAGAGACGUCUCUCUAGUGACCAUGUACCUAUCAUGUACACAAACAAUAAGAGUACUCGAGGUGUUGUGCCCCCAGUACCGAGAGUUAAUAGCCAUGCACAUUUUCAACCAGAAGAAGAACGGGAUGUAGAGUAUUUCUUUGCAUCUGAUGCUUCUGCUGUCAUUGAACAUACAAAUAGAGUCCUCUACUUUGAAGAUGAUGAUGUUGCUCACAUUAAAGAUGGUGUACUUAGUAUUCAUCGCAUGUCAGGAAGCAGUUCUGAUCCUCAUGAACGUGAAAUUUUUACUCUCAAACUUGAAUUACAACAGAUCAUGAAAGGAAAUUAUGACUAUUUUAUGCAAAAAGAAAUUUUUGAGCAGUCGGAAUCUAUUGUUAACACAAUGAGAGGACGACUCAACUUUGGAGAUGGUACUGUCACACUUGGUGGCAUUAAAGAUUAUAUUCCAGAAAUAAAACGGUGCAGAAGGUUAAUGCUCAUUGGUUGUGGAACAAGUUACCAUAGUGCAGUAGCAACAAGACAGCUGUUGGAAGAGCUGACUGAAUUACCCGUAAUGGUUGAGUUGGCGUCUGAUUUCUUGGACAGAAAUACCCCAGUAUUUCGUGAUGAUGUCUGUUUCUUCAUCUCACAAUCUGGGGAAACCGCAGAUACAUUAAUGGCACUUCGGUAUUGCAAACGUCAUGGAGCACUUAUUGUUGGUAUUACCAACACAGUAGGAAGUUCUAUCUGUCGUGAAUCACAUUGCGGUGUUCACAUAAAUGCAGGACCUGAAAUUGGUGUUGCCUCCACAAAAGCAUACACAUCACAGUUUGUUUCACUUGUAAUGUUUGCACUGGUCAUCAGUGAAGACCGUAUCUCACUGCAAAAACGCAGAGCUGAUAUUAUUGAAGGGCUACAUGAUUUAGACAAGAAAAUAAAGCAAGUGCUUGCCUUAGACGAUCAAGUUAAAACAUUGGCUCAAGAUCUUUACCGUCAAAGGUCCCUAUUAAUCAUGGGUCGUGGCUAUAACUUUGCUACGUGCUUAGAAGGAGCGUUGAAAGUUAAAGAGCUGACAUACAUGCACAGUGAAGGUAUAAUGGCGGGAGAGCUAAAACACGGACCACUUGCUUUGAUUGAUGACUCAAUGCCUGUCAUGAUGAUUGUAAUGCGUGAUCCUGUUUAUGUUAAAUGUAUGAAUGCCCUUCAACAAGUCACUGCACGUCAGGGUAGGCCAAUUGUUGUUUGUGAAGAAGGUGAUACCGAAACAGAGGCCUUAGCUUCUCGGGUCCUACAAGUGCCGAAGACCGUAGAUUGUUUACAAGGUGUCCUUACUGUUAUUCCUAUGCAAUUGUUAGCCUACCAUAUAGCAGUGUUGCGUGAAUGCAAUGUGGACUGCCCCAGAAACUUAGCCAAAUCUGUAACUGUUGAAUAGAUUUUGAUUUUAUUUAAUGAUUUAUUUGAUCUCUACUUUCAAUAUUAUAAUAUUUUUACAACAAACGCAAAAGGUAGAUGUAAACUUUUUAUGAAUCUGUGGCUCCAUUUUGAUAUUGUUGACUCCAUAUCAAUUAAAAUAGGUAAAAAUUUAUUAGUAGCUUCUUUUCCUACAUUCCAAAAUGCAUAAGGAUUACACAAAAUGAUUUGUAAAGCAUCUUAAUUUACAUUCCAUAUUGCCUAAUAAAUACCGGUUUUAAAUUGCGACAUUAUUAUCUGGUUUCGCCAAGGCCGCCUGUUGCGUUACUUCGUUGUAUCCUUUCCAAAUUCUCUUUGUCCCUCUCUGUUUCGAGUUUUUAAAUUCAUAGAGUUUUGUAAUUGCUAUGUUAUAUUGUUUAGAAAUGCUAGAUUAUUGUUAGAAACAAUAUUUUUUUAGGAUAAUCAUACUGUAUUUUUAGAAAUACUAAUAUAUUUAAAUAAAUCUAUUUUUAACAGCUUUUAUCGGAAAUAACUUUGUCUUUUAUGUUUCAAUCAUACAUAUGAAUCCAUUUGAUAUAGUUUUAUUUUAAAGUUUUAUUUAUAUUCACUUUCUUACAAAACAUGUAUGUACUAAUAAAAUGUAAAUGUAUUUUUGUUCAUUGGUUCACGUCAAGACGAAAAUUCAAUAUUUUAUUCUAAUUUCCUAAAAUAAAAUUUUGUUCUUAUUAAAAGUUAUCUAUGUAUCAUUAAUUUAAAGUUAAAUCCAUUAUACUAAAUAAUUAUGAAUAUAUGUAACAAAAAAGAUCUUCCAAACGGAAUAGCUUAUCAGAAAUCUGUUUGUACAGUUUAUAUCAGUAGGAAAAAUAUUAUUACCUACGUAUUUCCUAUAGAUAAUAUUAUUAUUAUGUUGUUAAAAUUUUUCUUAGAUUAGGCGCAAUAUAUUUCAUUUGAAUUAAUAUAUCGAUGUGUAUAUAUAUUUUAUUUAUCAAUGUUGUUGUUAUAUCUUGUGUAUGAUUGUUAAAUUACUUAAUUGAAAUUAUUUUGCCGCUUUAUACGGACGUAAUAUAAGUAAAAACAAAAAAAAAGAAUAUGUUCACGUGGAAUUGCUAGUCAAAAUUUUCUAACGAUGAUACUUUUAUAAUGUUCACGAUUCAAAAUACAAUAUGUUAGGAGUUAAGCGUAAAUAAAAAAAAAACGGCAUAAAUAUUUUGUAAAAUGUAUUUAUGAAUAUGUAUGUAUAAUUACUGUAGUGCUAGAAAUAGUUUAACAAAACAAGUAGUCUGACCUCAACAGGCCUUAUAACAAUCCGAUAAAUAUAAACUAACUCUCAGGAAUUUCAAAGACUAUGUAUACCUACUAUUAAUAAACGUCGCAUUUUUUCAAUUGAUUGCAGUAAGUACUGUAAGUCUUAAUCCUCGAAUCGAAAACAUGCCGUCACUAAUGCUAAAAGAAAUGUAUCAAAAUUAUUGCGAUCAAGAAAUAUUGUUACAUUAACAAGUUGCAUAUUAACAAAGAUAAGUCUUAGCUCCGUUCUGCAGGAAUCGUCUUAAUACUUAUUCUGUGAUCGAGUGUAUUUUAUGUUGAACGCGACAAAAUACACUUGAUCAUUGGUAAUAAUACAGAUUGAGACGCCGUCUAGAAUUAGAUUGAGAGUUGGCUGUUAAAUGGGGUGUUGUUAUAACCAGUGCCGGAUUAACCACAUAGCAAUUGCUUCGGGCCCCGCGCGAAAGGGGGCCCCGCAUAUUUAAAGCCACUGAUCUAUGCCUACCGUAAUUUUUUGAGUGAAAUCUAUUAAGAUGUAGUAUAUGGAAAUAACUUGACGUAACAAAAACGUGAAACAUUUUCUACUAAGACAACCACGUCAAACACUAAGUAGCCGACUAUUUCCAAUAUAGGUUUUUCAAGAACAGGAUUCUGCACUAUAAGGGCAGGUCGUAUAAAUUACCAUCAGCUGAACGUCCUGCUCGUCUUGUCCCUUAUUUUCAUAAAAAAAAAAUUGAUCAUGGGCUCUGAAAGACUGCUACGGGCUACGCGCUUGCUUAAUGCGGCACUGGUUAUAAAAUUAUCCUCAUAAUUUCUUUUAAGCUAUAUUUUUUCUAUUCAUUACGCUGAAAUAUCACACUAAAAACACUGUCAUAUUAAAUGUAUAUUUUUUUGUCUUAACCUUCAGCUUAGUUCUGUCUAAAAUCGUAAUCAGACUGUACUUGUUUCGAGAUAACUUUAUAAGAGUACUAGAGUAGGUGUAAAUCAUUGUGAUAACAUUGUUUAUUUGAUAAAUCACGCACAUACUUUCACUGUUCGGGUUUUAUGUGAAAACAUCCAUUACAUAAAACUCUACUUACCUAUAUAAUAUAAGUACUGGAUAUCACAAAUGAUAUUGAUAGCUAAUUUAAGAUUACGAAUUAUAUUAAUAAAUAUCUAUAAAUAAUUA